UAUGAAUUUCAGAGAGUUGCAGUUCGCCCUAACAAUGAUCUUUGCGAUCGAAGAGAUUAAUAGAAAUACAGAUAUUCUGCCGGACCAUACUCUGGGAUACAAGAUCUACAACGCCUGUGGAUUUGACAACAUCCUGAUGUCAGCUGUAUCUCUAGCUAACGGCCAGACGGAGGUUGCGGAUGGCAACAACUGCACUAAGGACAUGGCCCACGCGAUCAUCGGUCACUCUGCCUCCACACCAACCAUGGGGUUUGCACGCAUCAUUGGCAGGUUUCACGUACCAGUGAUCAGCCACUUUGCCACCUGUGCGUGUCUGAGCAACAGGAGAGAGUACCCCUCCUUCUUCAGGACCAUCCCCAGCGACUACUACCAGAGCAGAGCCCUGGCCCAGCUGGUGAAGCACUUUGGCUGGACCUGGGUGGGGGCCGUGUGCAGUGACAAUGACUACGGUCUCAAUGGCAUGGCCACCUUCAUUCAAGCUGCAGAAGAGGAGGGAGUUUGCUUAGAGUACUCUGAGGCUUUUGAGCAGACAGGAGCACCAGACAAGCUGCUCAGGGUAGUUGAGAUCAUAAAAGAAUCGACUUCCAAGGUCAUCAUAGCUUUCAUGACACACAGAGAGAUCAAGGUGCUGGUGCAGGAGCUGUACAGACAGAAUAUCUCAGGGCUGCAGUGGAUAGGCAGUGAUGCCUGGAUCACUGACACGUCCAUAAUUGACAGCACGGAACUGGGUAUGCUGGUGGGAUCUGUGGGGUUUGCUGUCAGCACGGCUCACAUCCCCGGCCUUGGGGAUCAUUUGAAACAGGUCCACCCCGCCCAGUUCCCCAGUAGCAUGUUUCUCAGAGACUUCUGGGAAACGGUUUUUGACUGCUCUCUGAAUGAGAACGUGGAAAGUCGUAGAAUGGCAUGCAAUGGCUCUGAGAGUCUGAGACAUGUGAACAACGAGUUCACAGACGUGUCUGAUGUGAGGUUUUCUAAUAACGUGUACAAGGCAGUGUACGCAGUGGCUCACGCUCUGCACAACCUGCUCUCCUGUGAGCAGGGCCAGGGCCCGUUCUCUAACAGGAGCUGUGCUGAACUCACACACAUCCAGCCGUGGCAGGUGCUUCACUAUCUACAGACCGUGAAUUUCACCACAGAUGAGAGGGAGUGGGUGUAUUUCGACCCCAACGGAGAUUCACCCGCAAGAUAUGAACUCGUCAAUUUACAAAGUGCCACGUCACAAACCAUGAAAUUCGCUACUGUCGGUUUCUACGAUGCAUCUUUACCAGAAGAUCAUCAGUUCACCAUGACAGGCCUCAGACCCGUUUGGGGGACAGGAAGUGACACGGUGCCUGUGUCUGUGUGCAGUGAGAGAUGUCCCCCAGGAACUCGUAAGGCCGUGCAGAAAGGAAAGCCUGUCUGCUGCUACGACUGUCUCCCAUGUGCAGAGGGAGAGAUCAGCAACCAGACAGACUCUACUGAAUGCCUGAAAUGUCCUAUUGAAUACUGGUCCGAAGCCAGAAGUGACCGAUGUGUCUUAAAAGAAAUUGAAUUCCUGACCUACAUAGAAAUCAUGGGAAUUGUUCUCUCACUUUUUAGUUUGAUUGGGGCUUUUUUAACACUGACCACAGCAGCGAUAUUCUUUCAGUUCAAAGACACUCCCAUCGUCAGGGCCAACAACUCAGAGCUCAGCUUCCUGCUCCUCUUCUCCCUGACUCUGUGUUUCCUGUGUUCUCUCACCUUCAUCGGCCGGCCCUCUGAGUGGUCCUGUAUGCUGCGCCACACGGCGUUUGGGAUCACCUUUGUCCUCUGCAUCUCUUGUGUUCUGGGGAAGACUAUAGUGGUGCUGAUGGCCUUCAGGGCCACACUUCCAGGAAGUGAUGUCAUGAAAUGGUUUGGGCCUCCACAGCAGAGACUCACUGUCCUGGCUUUCACUCUCAUCCAGGUCCUGAUCUGUGUGCUGUGGUUAACAAUCUCCCCUCCUUUCCCCUUUAAGAACAUGGAACACUUUAAUGACAGGAUCGUUCUAGAAUGUGCCUUAGGUUCUGCUGUGGGCUUCUGGGCUGUGCUGGGGUAUAUAGGACUCCUGGCUCUAUUGUGCUUUGUGCUGGCUUUCCUGGCCCGAAAGCUGCCUGAUAACUUCAAUGAAGCCAAGUUCAUCACCUUCAGCAUGUUGAUAUUCUGUGCUGUCUGGAUCACCUUUAUCCCAGCUUAUGUCAGCUCUCCUGGGAAGUUCACUGUAGCUGUGGAGAUCUUUGCCAUUCUGGCCUCCAGUUUUGCUUUACUUUUCUGUAUAUUUGCCCCUAAAUGUUUCAUUAUAUUACUGAGGCCCGAGCAGAAUAAUAAAAAACACAUAAUGGGUAAGGAAACGAAAUAUGUUGGCUACAGAUGA
Osmerus eperlanus (European smelt) is the source of this 2371-nucleotide messenger RNA. Its product is annotated as extracellular calcium-sensing receptor-like. The record is from RefSeq and is a predicted model, not a curated record. Gene Ontology annotation, biological process: G protein-coupled receptor signaling pathway. Bases 2 to 2371 code for a protein of 789 amino acids. The transcript is spliced from 5 exons. Lineage: Eukaryota; Metazoa; Chordata; Actinopteri; Osmeriformes; Osmeridae. Gene Ontology annotation, cellular component: plasma membrane. Gene Ontology annotation, molecular function: G protein-coupled receptor activity.